AUGGAUGAUCUUAUCAUCACAAGAUUGGCAAAGGAGGAGAUCAAUCGAUUCAAGGCGGAGAUGAAGACUCAAUUCAAGAUGAGCGACCUUGGUUUGCUCUCCUUCUACAUUAGGAUCAAGGUCCAACAGAGCAACAACGGCAACGACAUCACGCUAUGCCAAGCGCAUUACACCACUCAAAUCUUGAAGAUGACGGGGAUGAGAGACUGCAAUCCCGCUCACACCCAGAUGGAGGAACGACUCAAACUCAGCCACAACAUGACGGCAGAAAUGGACGCGACGGAGUACAGGAGGCUCGUUGGAAGCCUCUGCUACCUUGUCCACACGCGGCCAGAUCCCGCCUUCUGCGUCGAGUUCGUAAGCCGCUUCAUGGAGCGGCCAACUCAGGAGCAUAUGACGGCCGUGAAGAGGAUCCUGCGCUAUGUUGCUGGAACGAUCAACUACGGCUGCCACUACAGGAAAGCCGAGGAGGGACGGCUGGUUGGUUACACAUAA
Phragmites australis (common reed) is the source of this 495-nucleotide messenger RNA. RefSeq lists its product as uncharacterized. Lineage: Eukaryota; Viridiplantae; Streptophyta; Magnoliopsida; Poales; Poaceae. The transcript has a single exon. The record is from RefSeq and is a predicted model, not a curated record. Bases 1 to 495 code for a protein of 164 amino acids.